This is a messenger RNA of Ectocarpus siliculosus, 1422 nucleotides long. Lineage: Eukaryota; Phaeophyceae; Ectocarpales; Ectocarpaceae. The record is from the annotation of a GenBank genome assembly.
AUGGCAGCGAACGAAAAAGACAGAGUGCCGCACCUGAUGUCUGGGGCGCGGAUGGGCCUUGACGUCAUAUCGUCGUUGGAGGGCAUGGUGACUGAUGAGGGCGAGGUGUUUGACAGCUGCUUUCGGGAGCUGGUGCGGCACGAACGCUGCGCGUGCCGCCAACGAGGUGAUCUGAUGGAGGUCAUGAGAGGGCAUUACGCCAGUCUUGUUGAGGAAGUGGUGAAGCAUCUAUCCAGACUCAAGGGGUCGCUGGAGACCACGCUCGCAGAGGAGGAGAGACUAAAGCAACAAGUUUAUCACGUGCAGCGAUUGGCAAAGCUCCUGGCGGAAGAUGCCAAGGUUAACGACGAUCAUCGCCAGAAGCUAGCCAGCAUGGCACCGACCGAACUCGAGCUGUAUAUUGAUUCGCGAAUCCGACCAGGAGCAACGGCAGCCAACGCCACUGUUCCUUCCCCUACGCCACCUACCAAGAAGAACGGUGAGGGAGGGGCGGGCAACGCAAAAGAAGGUAGUGCCAGCAGCAUCAGCGGCCCUGCCAACGAAGAGACUGGCGGCAACGCUGCCCCAAGGGAGAGCGUCGAGUCGCUGGCAGGAGUGCUGAGCGAGGUGCGCCCAGCCCACCGAGUCGAAGCAAGAAAUGCCACCGAGGAAACGGACAGGACGCGCCACAUGAUGGCUUCAAUGAAGGUGGACAUGCUGCAAGAUAUGAUCGAGGAGAGAGCGGCAGCCAGACGAGAGCAAGAGCGACGGGAGAAAUGGAGGCAGUACAACGCCGCCACUGCCAUUAAGAACUGGUGGAGAAAAGUGAAUCCUCCUGAAUGGGAGGAUGAGGAUCGCCAAUACGCUGCCACGUUGAUACAGGCCAACAUCCGCGGGAAGAUCGCACGCAUCAUGCGUAAGCGUCUCCUAGAGGAGUUCAGGAUGACGCGGGGGGCGAUCAUGUUACAGAACAUGUAUAGGAGGUACCUCGCCGUUCGGGAACGAAGGAGAAGGGCGAGAAUAGUCAAGCUUGCCCUCGGGUCGGGCCUCCGCACCCUAGGAAGAGCCAUGAACGAGCUAGAGGCGAAAGCGGCUGCUUUGCAGGCUUGCGAGCAGUCGAGGAAAAAACGCGGCACCAAAACUAGCGGGGUCCUCGACGACUCGCCACCGUCGCCCGCCGGGCUAGCCACGGAACGGACGGUGGAAGCCGUGACGGAUGGAAUCGGCGGAAUCGGUGAAAAGCUGAAAGAGGACAGUGUGCCGUCUCUCGUUGCUCGGCUCAAGGCCUUGGAACACGUGCUGGAGCAAGAGGAGGAACGCCAUCGUAGGGAGUUGUUGGCCGAUAGUGAAGGGGAACACGGGAGUGGUGGUUGGCGCAAUUCGUCGGCAAGUGCCAACAGCUCGGCCGGUGGGGCUCGGGGGGUACCUAAACGGAGACGCUAG